Molecule: messenger RNA, 1152 nt
Organism: Schistocerca gregaria
Lineage: Eukaryota; Metazoa; Arthropoda; Insecta; Orthoptera; Acrididae
Exons: 10
Coding region: 112-1062 (316 amino acids)
Source: RefSeq, a predicted model, not a curated record
GUUUAUUGUUUUCCGGCAGAGGAUGAUAUAGUUGCAAUUCAUAAGCAGCUGGUCACCCUGAAUACUGACAAGCGAUUAGAAGCUGCUGUGAAUGUCUAUUAUCAAUAUACAAUGGCAUGGCUGACCUCGAUGACUGCACCGGCAAGACAUGAAAGUUUUUUCUGUGAUACAACAUUCAUCAAACUAGAGCCAGUGGAAGCUGAACCACACACAUCUCCUAAGCAAGAGAUUGAGUACAUAUCUGUUAAACAGGAGACUCUGGUGGAAGCUGAACCACACACAUCUCCUAAGCAAGAGAUAGAGUACAUAUCUGUUAAAGAAGAAACUCUGUGUCUGCGGGAUUGGGAGGUUCCAGAUGGCCACGAUAGUGUGCGGGAUCCCUUAAGCAUCGAUAAAAAGGAAAAAUCACCUUCAGAAGAUUUUCCCACAUCUAGCAUAUUAAAUACUGAGAAAACAGAGGAUGAGGAAGAAGAGGAGAAGGCAAUGAGCAAGGACAGUGGGGAGGAAUGUUCAUCUUCAGAAGAAUUUCUCGAGCAUAGUGUAUUCCAUGUUGAGAAAACGGAGGAUGGGGAAGGUGAUGAAGCAGUGAGCGAGGAUGACUUCGAGGAGCUCAAACAUGGAGUGGAGUCAACAUGCAGUGACAGUGAACCAGAAAGGUGUCAGCGUGACAGCGGAAAGCAGAUCGCACGUCGCGGGCAGUCAGUUACAAUGGCUCACUGGAAGCUGUCAGUUCGAGAGAGAGUCGUCGCUCUGAUCGAAGGGGGCAAACAUUCGAUUAGAUGUGCCGGUAGGAGCCAGGGCGUGCCGCACACUACCGCAAACAGAUGGUGGAGGAAUUAUGUCAAAAGAGGCACUACCGGCAGAAUUCCCGGCUCAGGCAGGAAGAGGCGGAGCACACAGCAGGAGGACACUGAGCUCGUGCGUAAGAGCCGGCAGCUUCCUUUCCUAAGCGCGAAGCAGUUGCGGCGAGAGACCAACUUCCCUGCUUCCAGUGACACGGUUCGCCGGAGGCUGAGGGAAGCGGAAGUGUGUAAGUACAAUCCCAGUUGCGAUGGAGGAUGACAAGAGUAAAGAUUCCAGUCGUGGUUUAGUGGCUGAAGUUUCACUAGCUGCAAGAAAAUGCAACAGGACUGAAUGGAACACCAAGAAGGA